GGUAUGGUUAAGGUUGGGUUAAUGUCAGAAGACACGUAGCAUUGAGUUUUCCUUCUGUGACUCUUGGAUGUGUGUCAGAUGUCCGGGUUUCAGGAUCUUAAAGAUUUCUUCAGACGGCGGCUGCUCGCUGCGGUUAUCAGAGAUAUAUCAGAAACAACAACAUGUGGAUACGAAGAGGAGCUCCACCGACAAAGAAAAGUGCUGGAUGUGAUUUUAACACCUGAAAUCAAGCUGCAGAGAGCAGGCCCCACCUCCACAGUGGAGACAGAUCUUUACAUUCACUGCCCAGAUGUGAUUUGUGUCGUUCGUGAACAAUUCGUUUGAAAAGACCGAAUCUUAUGGGUGAGCGAACUGAACCGAAUCACCGACUGAAAAGACUGUUGGUGAGUAAAGAAGAGCUUCCACCUGAGCAGCAGGAGUGGAGCCACAUUCUGGACCAGGAGGACACUGAGUCCCCACAGAUUAAAGAGGAACAGGAGGAACUGUGGAUCAGUCAGGAGGAAGAACAGCUUCAAGGACUGGAGGAGGCUGAUACCACCAUGUUCCCCUUCACUCCUGUCUCUGUGAAGAGUGAAGAUGAUGAAGAGAAACCUCAGUCCUCACAGCUUCAUCAGAGACAAACUGAACAGAUGGAAACAGGAGUUGAUGGAGAGGACUGUGGAGGAGCAGAACCAGAGAGGGACUCCGAUCCAGAGAGAUAUUUACAACCAGAGACAGAGGUCAAGAUUGAAGACUCUUCAGAACCAGAGACUGAUGACAGUGAUGAUUGGACAGAGAGGAUAGAUAAUCAGCCAGGGAUAAACUCCACCAAGAGACUGAAGUCUGAUAAUAAAUCACAUAGCUGCUCUGAGUGUAGUAAAUAUUUUAAAAAUAAAAGGAAUCUUACCAGACACAUGAGAAUUCACACAGGAGAGAAACCCUUCAGCUGCUCUUUUUGCAGUAAAGGAUUUAAUCAAGAAGGGCAUCUGUCCAAACACAUGCCAGUUCACACAGGACAGAAACCCUUUAUCUGCACUGUCUGCAGUAAAACAUUUAAACAUAAUUCAAGCCUGACGCUUCACAUAGCACAUCAUAGAGGGGAUAAACCCUUCAGCUGCUCUGUUUGUGCCCAAGGAUUCUCUUGGCGUACACAGUUAAGAAGACACAAGUGUGUUGAAGCUUUGGAGCGUCUUCAAAACCAAACUGAGGAGAACAGAGAGGCAGAAACAGGAGCUGAUGGAGAGGACUAUCCAGAGAGACGUUUACAACCAGAGAUUGAGGUCAAGAUUGAAGAAUCUUCUGAAGCUGAGACUCAGGACAGUUAUGAUUGGAUGUAUAUCAGUGAACAUCUUUCAGGUUUAAACUCUGUGAAAAACAUAAAAAAUAAUAGACCCAAGAAUGAAAAGAAGUCACAUAGCUGCUCUGAGUGUGGUAAAACAUUCAAAAAGAAUAGAGAUCUGACCCAGCAUAUAAGAAUUCACACAGGAGAGAAACCUUUCAGCUGCUCUGACUGUGGUAAAAGGUUUAAUCAUAAAUGGAAUUUGACUACCCACAUAUUAGUUCACACAGGAGAAAAACCCUUUAACUGUUCUGUUUGCAGUAAAAGAUUUAAACAUAAGUCUAGUCUGACACUUCACAUGGCACAUCACAGAGGAGAGAAACCCUACAGCUGCUGCAUCUGUAACCAAAGUUUUUCAUGGCUUAAACAGUUAAAGACACACAAGUGUGUUGGAGGUCAAGUGUCAGUGUUUCAUCAAAACCAAACUGAGGAGAAAAGAGAGGCAGAAACGGGAGUUGAUGGAGAGGACUGUGGAGGAGCAGAACCAGAGAGGGACUCGGAUCCAGAGAGACAUUUACAACCAGAGACUGAGGUCAAGAUUGAAGACUCUUGGCGAGCUGGUUUAGCUCAGUUGGAAGAGCAGGUCCCCCUUGUACAGAGGCCACAGUCCCUAACGCAAGUUCAACUCCCAGUUCUGAUGCUAUUUGGUGCAUGUCAUCCCCCAAUCUCUGUCCCAACAGUUCCUGUAUCCCUCAAGCUGUCCCAUCUAACAAUGGCAAGAAGUCCAAAAUUUAAAAAAAGUGAAAAGACUGAAGACUCUACUGAACCAGGGAGUGAAAACAGUGGUAAUUGGCAAGAGACAGCUGGAUAUCAGUCAGGUGUAAACUCUGUGAAAUGCAUUACAAAUAAGAGACUGAAGACUCAUAAAAAAUCACAUAGCUGCUCUGAGUGCCAAAAAACAUUCAAAACAAGACAAGAUCUGACCAGACACAUUCAAAUUCAUACAGGAGAGAAACCCUUCAGCUGCUCUAUUUGCAGUAAAAGAUUUUACCAAAAAUGGAAUCUGACCUCACACAUGCUAGUUCACACAGGAGAAAAACCCUUUGGCUGCUCUGUUUGCAGUAAAAGAUUUAUCUUAAAAGGAAAUCUUACCAAACACAUGAUUAUUCACACAGGGGAGAAACCCUUUAGCUGUUCUGAGUGUGGUAAAAGAUUUUACCAACAAGGAAAUCUGACUUCACACAUGCUUAUUCAUAUGGGAGUGAAACCCUUCAGCUGCUCUGAGUGUGGGAAAGAAUUUCGAGGGAAAGGGAAUCUGAACAGACACAUUAAAGCUCACACUGGGGAGAAAGCCUGACCUGUCACAGAGGAGAGAAACCCUGCAGGUGUAUUCAUGACCAAAGAUUCUCUUGGCCAAGUGUUAUAUAAAAAAGUGGAGCUGAUCGAGAGGACUUUGGUGGACCAGAACAAGCCUUGAACUCGGAUCUAGAGAGACAUUUACAACCAGAGACUGAGGUCAAGAUGCAACACUUGUGUGAAAACCCUCAGCUGCUCUGAGAAUGGUAAUAAACAUAGUUGGAGUUCCCAUCUGAAGAGACACAAAAACGUACACAGGAGAGAAACCAUUUAGUGUCUGUUUGCUGGGAACAAUUACUUUAAUAUACAAUACUUAAAUAAAGAUUAAUUUUCUUUUUUUUUUAAAAUCUUUCCUUUCUACUACCAAUCAUUAUAACUAGUAAUUAGUACUAGUUGAUAUUGGUUUCAAAAUAUAUGAUAGUAGCAGAAAAACUUUGAUCACUGAUUGUAUUAACUGUAGCUAAUUUCACACUCUCUGCUAGAUAUAUGAUUGGUAUCGUUGCACAAUAACUUUCAUGACAUCCGUUAUUUUUAAAUAAUAAAUAUUAUGGUAUCAGAACACAUAUCGAAUGUUUGAUGGUUUUGUAUUAUUUCAGGACUCAUGACUUUACUCAGACACAACAAUUGAACUCGCUCUUGGGCUCAAGCAUUCGUAAGAUGGGGCAUGACGACUGACUUAUUACAGGAUAUACAAUGUUAUUGUUUUUGUUUGUAUUCAAAGCCUUGAUCAUUUUUCCAGUUUCGAGCAAAAGCUGACACGUGUGUUCACCUGCUUGAUCAUUCAAAAGCAUCUAGUCCCGCAAUUUGUGUGUCAUGUUGAUUCCAGUAAUAUUACCGUGGGGGGGUGGGGGGGGGAUGGCAUACCGUUUUUAUCAGUAGUGGGCUUGUUUUCAGAUAUUCCCUGUAGUCAUCUGCUAACUGCUCAUUCUUCUAAAUCCUAACCUCCACCAGAGCGGUGUUGAACAUUUUAUUUAUGAUGAUAAAAGUUCAUCAGUCCUCUCUGGAGUAUUUCCUAUGGGUAGAAGGUUAUGUCAACAGAAAGUGAAUUUGAGUUUUCUAUAUGUGUAUUUGAAUUGCUCAACAAGCAAUUGAAUACACUUUUUUUGAAACUAUAGUCUUUUUUUCUCGCCCAAAUACAGUUCCCCAGAUUCAGUUCUCUUGACAAAGCCAACUUGACAAAUGUCAUUUCAACAUUUUUGUGAACACGUACAGCUGGUUGGGCAGAGCGAUGAAGGGCAGAUUUACAGCACUCCUUUCUGACUAAUCUACACCUUUUAUUUGACAUUGUGACUACAUGGAGCCAUGUAUGAAUAUUUCAAAAACAUUUCUUUCUUUCCAUCAUGGAAGAAUGAGUUACCAUGGAUUUCAUGUUUUUUGCUAACUGUGAAUGUUUAGCUAUGAUGUGGGGUUUUAAAGUUAUUUUUGGGCUUUUUGUCUCUAUUGGAUAGUGCAGCUGAAGGGAGAAAGGGAAUUUUGGAAGCAUGCAUGCAGUAAAGGGCCGAGGUGUACAGCCUCUGUACAUGGGGCGUGUGUUAUAACUGUUAGGCCAUCAGAGCUGUUGUAAUGUUAGGCUAAAUUAGCCUACUAGCUUGUAACGAUACAAAGAGUUUAAGGAGACACUUCACCCGUUGAAACCAUAGACUGUAAAAAUAAUGGACGGGACAAGGUCCCCGGUGGAGUAAAGCUUUUAUUUUUAGAGCUCCCCCUGCUGACUGGCUGCAGUAUAGGUCAUAAACCCCACCUCCUCAAUGAUAACAGAAGGGAUGUGGGUCAAACUGUAAAGUUAAAAUACUCGUCACAUCAUUUUUUUCCAAACCUAAACUCUGCUGUGAUCAUUAGUUAUUAUCACCCUACAUUGUGUUCAAGUGCUCAUUUUUCUGUGAAGUUUGUUUUAAAUAAGUUAUUUGAGGUUGAAAAACAGGAUUUUACGUCAUAUUUGACGAUGAUUGACAGCCGCCGAUCUUGCGUAGCUCUGUUUGUGAAUAGCAAAAGUUACGUAGUGAAGGAAAGCCGAGACGCCAUUGAAUUUUUCCGUUCAGUUUUUUCGUCUUUUUUGAGCUGGCAAAAUGAGUUGUUCUGCAGUAAACUGUUCUAACCGACCUGUUGGAUCUAAGGGAUCUUUGCAGUUUUUUCGGUAAGUAAAAAAGAGUGAUUUAUGUGUCGUUGGUUAAAGUCGUUAUCUAGCUAGCUAACACAUAAGCAGUCUAAGGUUAGCUGAAAUGUUGUAAAGCUAGGUUACUUAUCCGGCAUGAUUUAUCUUUUUAUUUUAUUUUUUAAAAUGAGCAAACCUAAUAACUGACAUGCUAUGUUUCUUGAUAUUGUUAUAUCAUUAUUGUGAUUUAAAUUGUAUUUAAAACCAAGAAUCGUAAUAUAAAAUCCGCUCAUAGAUGAGGUUCAUUGACUGUACAGUUAUUUUACAGCAAAAAUAAAUACGUCUGGUAAAGUCUCAAAAAAGUAUCUAGGACAAAAACAAAGUCAAAUAAUUGUAAUCUGUCCUGCAUCAUUACUAAUGUGUACAUGUUUACAGUCUGAGUGAUAAGUGGGCUAUACCGAGAGUAACAGGUUUUACUUUCACCGUGAGGACUGAAAUUCAUAGUACUAUAUACGAGGGUAGAAUAUUUCUCUAUGUAUCCAGAUAAAACUAAAGGUAAGAUCUGAUUUAAUAUAACUGUUACUGAUUUAAGAGACUAACUGAAACGUGAACACAAACAUCAACAACCUGCGGUGGUGUAAUGUAAUAUUAACCGAGCAUCAUGCUGCUUAAACUGAUAAAUAUUCUGCAUUAGCUUCCACACACUAAUUCAACAGUCACAAGUUGAUCAUAUUGUAAAUUUAAUGACGCUCAUUGAGAAUUUGUACUAAAAAUUGACAAAACCUGACAAACAUUGCGGUGAUUGUGACGGUGUCUGUAUUUAACACCUUUGAAAGGAAGGUGUUAAUGCAGGAGACCAGUGUUACACACAACAUGCUGCUGUUAUUGUAGUUAGGAGGAGACA
Labrus mixtus (cuckoo wrasse) is the source of this 5610-nucleotide messenger RNA. RefSeq names its product zinc finger protein 836-like. Gene Ontology annotation, cellular component: nucleus. The record is from RefSeq and is a predicted model, not a curated record. Bases 339 to 2615 code for a protein of 758 amino acids. The transcript has 5 exons. Lineage: Eukaryota; Metazoa; Chordata; Actinopteri; Labriformes; Labridae. Gene Ontology annotation, molecular function: DNA-binding transcription factor activity, RNA polymerase II-specific; RNA polymerase II cis-regulatory region sequence-specific DNA binding. Gene Ontology annotation, biological process: regulation of transcription by RNA polymerase II.